AUGAGUAAGCUAUGGAAGGUAGUACAUAACGAGUUAUUGCAGAUACAAGCAGAAAAGCGAGCUGUGCAGCAAGCUGUCUCAGCUCAAGAGCGAAAUCGGAGCUACGGCUCAGACUGGGGACUUAGCUCCCCGGGCCCGCCUGCGGUUUCAACUGUCUACCUGCCCCCUGGGCCGGCAGACCCCUCAAACUUGCCCUCGUCACCCGCAACUCCCGCUACUGCGAAUAACCAGCCCGCAACGGUACUGGCUCCCGGCCUAGGCCAUGAGCCGAUGCCUGGAGCGGAAUCUGACUUAGCAGAAGCCGUUGCACGGGAGCGGCGAGAGGCAUGGGCGGCAUUAGCGCGGGAGGGGGCAGAAAAGGGUGAUCCUAAACUAGUUGAAGCCGGUGGUACUCUCGCUUUUCCGGUAAUUUAUAGACCGAAUCCCGGGGGAGGACUGCAGGCGGAGAUUACUGCGUUAGACUGGAAAUUAUUGUCCCAAUUACGGUUCACUGUUAGUCAGUUCGGAGUAUCGACCGAAGGGAUAGACAAGCUGUAUGAUCUUUUGGAGGCGCACUGACGAUCUCGCCCCUCACCUCAGGGACAAGAUUGGGCAAAAAACCAUUGGUUUCAACCGCAGAGUGUAGUAGACAGGAUAAGGGUACUGCAGAAGGAAGCUAGGGUUAGACGGGGGAAAGGAAAAGCUGUAAUUUGCGCAGUACUGGGAGCAAGUCUGGCAGCAGCGGUGGAAGAUAGGGAGCAGAGGCUUUGUCAAGCCGAUGUCACAAUAGACUCACUGCAGAUGGUCAUUAAGUCACUGCAGGAACAAUUGGAGGAAAACAAGCGAUUGUUGCAGGAGGAGAGAAAUCAAAGUGCCAUACUGAAGGAAGAACUGAGGGAAGCAGAUACACUGGCGGAGGUAGAGGUGAAACGGCAAGUUUACCCUCAGGGAGACUUGCAGAAGGCAAGGGAAACUGUAGAAAGCCUCCCUCACAUGUAUCCACUGGUUAAAACAGAGUACUUGUAUGAGGACAAUAAUGAUGACCGUACUCAAGUUCUCACCAAAGAAGUCCCAUUUACAGCAACUGAAGUAGCAAAGUUGAAAAAAGACUUUGCAAGAACUCCAAAGGAACAGGAGACAGAAUAUGUGUGGAGAGUGUCCCUGUUGCGGGGGGGGGAUGGAAUUUUGUUGUCGGAGAAAGAAGCAGAAGGAUAUUGGAGUCCGGGUGUGUUCUUAACUACAGGUAAUCGCCGAGCCCCAUGGUCAUUAACCCAGAGGGCUGCGUAUUGGGCCGGAGGCAGUAUGGAGUGUGUUUAA
Molecule: messenger RNA, 1296 nt
Organism: Phalacrocorax carbo (great cormorant)
Lineage: Eukaryota; Metazoa; Chordata; Aves; Suliformes; Phalacrocoracidae
Source: RefSeq, a predicted model, not a curated record